Adineta steineri is the source of this 2433-nucleotide messenger RNA. The record is from the annotation of a GenBank genome assembly. Lineage: Eukaryota; Metazoa; Rotifera; Eurotatoria; Adinetida; Adinetidae.
AUGUUAAAUUCAUUUGGUACCGAUGAUAAUUUUUCUUCCCUAUCAUCAACAUCUGAUCAUAUAUUUUCACAUUAUCGGGAAAAAGAUGACGCAUCUUAUACUUCUCAAUAUCCAUUACCACAAACAACAACAUCAAAUAAUACUACAGAAAAUAAAAUAAACAAUAAUGAUCAUAAUAAAAUCUCUUCACCUACUAUUAUUAUUGGUGAACCAUUUUCAGCUCUUAUUAAUUCACUUGUUCCAGCACCACAAUUAUUAUUAAAUGAUACAGAUGAACAAACAAUCUAUGAUGAAUAUGGUUUUCGUAUUGAUAUUAAUGAAAAUGAACAACAAUAUGAAAUCGUACCAAUUAAUGAAAAUGAACAAAUUAAACUACGAUGGCUAACACAUCUUGACUCAGCAUAUAAAAUAGAUGUUAUUCAUUUACCUAUUCAAGAACAAGAAUUUGUUCAUAAAAUAAAUCCAAAACAAUUUCGACAAGAUCCAAAAAUUGCUACACUAUUACAACAAUCAUGUGGUAUUCCAUUAGCAUUACGAGCACAAAUAUGGAUGUGUCUUAGUGGAUCAUUACGCAAAAAAUAUCAAGCAAAAAUGUCUUAUAUUGAUAUGCUUAAACAAUGUAAUAAUGAUGCUCAACUUUAUUCGAAACAAAUUGAAAAAGAUCUUCUAAGAACAUUACCAACAAAUGCAUGUUUUAUGUCACUGAAUGCAUCCGGUAUAUCACGAUUAAGACGUGUUCUAAGAGCUAUUGCUUGGCUGUUUCCAGAUGUUGGUUAUUGUCAAGGUAUGGGUAUGAUUUGUGCAUCAUUAUUAUUAUUAUUUGAAGAAGAAGAUACAUUUUGGAUGAUGUGUACAAUAGUUGAAGAUCUCUUACCUGGUCAGUAUUAUUCCGUAUCAUUAUACGGUGCUCAAGUUGAUAUUCGUGUAUUUCGUUAUUUAAUUGAACAGCAUCUACCAAAUAUUCAUAAUGUAUUAAAUAUAUAUGAUAUUGAAUUGGUUUUAACAUGUUUCCAAUGGUUUUUAACUUUAUAUUCCAAUGUAUUUCACAUUAAAUUUACUUUUCGUUUAUGGGAUUAUUUUUUUCUUUAUGGUUCAGUCAUAUUAUUCCAACUAGGUUUAACUAUGUUCAAAAAAUAUGAAAAAACAUUUUUAGAAUUUACAAAUAGUACACAAAUAUUCAAUUUUAUUUGUGAAUUACCACAAUUAUUUGAAUAUGAAUAUGGUACUAAUGAAGAAAUAUUUCAUGAAUUACCGAAUCUAUUCAACUUAACAUCAGAAACAAUUGAUUCAUAUAGAAAAAAAUAUCUAUUAGAAUUAAUGUCACAAGAAGGUUAUACAAUUAAUCCUAAAAUACCAUUAGUUAAUUUACCAAAAGAUAUUUUACAACGACGUUAUAAUCAUAAAUUAAAUCCACGACGCGCAUCAAAUAAUUCUCAAGCACUUAUUGAACGUAAUAUAACACAAACAGAAAUUCUUGUUAAUUUACGUGAAGCAAUACUUAACAUAGCCAAACAUUUUAAAGAUAAUGAUCCCGAUGGUUAUAUGGAACAAAAUACUAAUUUAGAUGUUGAUUAUUCAAUUGAAUCUCAUGUAAAAGAUCAUGAACAUUAUGCAAAUAUUUCCUUACAAAAAUUUAAACGCGCAAAAGCGUUAAUAGAUUUUGAUACUCAUGAUCCAAAUGAAUUGAGUUUUAAGCGUAAUGAUAUUUUGAAAAUUUUAUCUAUGACUGACGAACAUUGUUGGAUUGGAGAAUUAAAUGGAAAACAUGGAUGGUUUCCAGCUAAAUUCGUUCAAUUAGUUGAUGAAAGAUCAAAAUUAUAUUCAUUAGCUGGUGAUGAUAGUGUUAAUGAUUUUAUAUCUGAUCUUGUCAGAGGAAAAUUAGCUACUUGUAUUAAAGCAAUAUUUGAACAUGGAUUAAGAAAAACACCAACUGUACUUGGUGGUAUAUGUCAUCCAUGGUUAUUUGUUGAAGAAGCCGCAUUACAUGCAAUAAAUAAAGAUUUCGAUAGUGUUUAUGCUCGUCUUAUACUUUGUAAGACAUAUCGCUUGGACGAAGAUGGUCGAAUUUUAACACCCGAAGAACUUUUAUGUCGUUGUAUACGUUCAAUUAAUUAUACACAUAAUCUAGCUCAUACACAAAUGGAUGUUAAAUUACGUUCGUUUAUAUGUGUUGGUCUUAAUGAACAAGUUCUUCAUUUAUGGUUAGAAACAUUAUGUUCAUGUACAGAUAUUAUUAAUAAAUGGUAUUUUCCUUGGUCAUUCUUACGAUCACCUUGUUGGGUUCAAAUUAAAUGUGAUCUUCGAGUAUUACAACAAUUUUCUUUUACAUUACAGCAAGAUUUUGAAUUAUCCCCAGCAUAUAGACAACGUGAUGUUUUAUCAAGUGUACGAGAUAUGCUUAUGAAACAUCAUCUAUUUAGUUGGGAUCUUUAA